AUGCCCUGGUCUAGAUUUACAGGCCGCUUUCUGCCCAGCGAGCCACCGACGUCGUCGCUGCCCGUCGGUCCCGAUGGCGUAAUCAGCAACGACGGGGGCCCUGACAGCCCGCAAUAUGCCAAAGACGGCACAGUGCUGGCGACGGCCAGCCGCGGCCUGGACUCGGGAGACGGCAACGUCGAUCGCCAGCCCAUCCUCGAGUCGGUCGAUGCAGGCGAGCUGACGCUCGACGAGUCCGCACUCGGCGGCAUGGGCCGGCACCUGGGCCUGGUGUCGACGACGUUCCUGAUUAUUGGCAGAAUUUUGGGCACCGGAAUUUACUCGGCACCGUCGUCCAUCACGGCCGGCGUCGGCAGCGUGGGCGCGGCGCUGCUGCUGUGGGUUCUGGGGCUGGCGCUGUCGUUCUGCGGCCUUUUUGUAUGGCUCGAGUUUGGCUGCAUGUUCCCGCGCAGCGGCGGCGAGAAGGUGUACCUCGAGGCCGUGUACCGCCGGCCGCGCUUCCUGGCCACCAUUGUGUUUGCCGUGCAGGCCAUUGCGCUGGGCUUCACGGCGUCUGGCUGCAUCGUCUUCGCUACCAACAUCGUCGCGGCCGCCGACCGCAACCCGAGCGAAUGGGAGAAGCGCGCCAUCGCCAUCGGCGUCAUUGUCUUUGUGACGCUGGUCCACACGUUUGUGCCGCGCGCCGGCGUGCUGCUGAUGAACGUCGUCGGCUCCAUCAAGGUCGUGAUCCUGCUCUUCAUCAUCGUCACGGGCUGGGCCGUGCUGGGCGGCGCGGUCCGCCACGCUAUCCCCGACCCGCACGCUAGCUUCCGCGACGCCUUUGCGCACUCGGCCACGUCGAGCAACCUGUACGCCACCGCCCUCUUCAAGGUGCUCAACUCGUACGCCGGCUGGUCCAACGCCGCGUACGUGCUCAACGAGGUCAAGCGGCCCGUGCGCACGCUCAAGAUCGCCGGCCCCCUGGGCCUCGGCAUCUGCGGCGUGCUGUACCUGCUGGCCAACGUGGCCUACUUUGCCGCCGCCACGCCGCAGGAGAUUGCCGCCAGCGGCGUCACCGUGGCGUCGUACUUUAUGCUCAAGGUCUUUGGCGCGACGGCCAGCCGCGUGCUCAGCGUCUUCGUGGCCCUCUCGGCGCUCGGCAACGUGCUGAGCAUCACCUUUGCCCAGGCCCGCGUCAACCAGGAGCUCGCCAAGGAGGGCGUCGUGCCCUUCCAGCGCUUCUGGGCCGGCACCUGGCCCGCCGGCGCGCCCUCGGCCGGCCUGCUGCUGCACUUCAUCCCCAGCUUCGUCGUCAUUGUCGCCAUCCCCUUUGGCGACGCCUUCAACUUUAUCGUCGACGUCGAGGGCUACCCCAGCAGCGUCAUCAACGCCUUUGUCGUCGUCGGCCUCUUCAUCCUGCGCUGGCGCGCCCCGCAGGCCCCGCGGCCCUUCCGCGUCUUUUUGCCCAUUGCCUUUUUGUUCCUCGUCGGCCAGUGCUUCCUGCUCGUCGCCCCCUUUUUGCGCCCGCCCGGCGGCAAGGGCGACACCAGCCUUCCCUACUGGCUCUACCCCAUCAUCGGCAUCGUCGUGCUGCUCGCCGGCGUCGUCUACUGGGCCGUCUGGCGCCAGCUGUGGCCGCGGCUGGGCAGCUUUUCCUGGGCGCAGCGGAAGGAGACGCUGGCCGACGGCACCGUCGUCACGACCUUUUACAAGGAGAAGCGGGCCUAG
Sporothrix brasiliensis 5110 is the source of this 1707-nucleotide messenger RNA. Its product is annotated as high affinity methionine permease. The record is from RefSeq and is a predicted model, not a curated record. Gene Ontology annotation, biological process: amino acid transmembrane transport. Gene Ontology annotation, cellular component: membrane. Gene Ontology annotation, molecular function: L-amino acid transmembrane transporter activity. The coding region runs from base 1 to 1707 and encodes 568 amino acids. The transcript has a single exon. Lineage: Eukaryota; Fungi; Ascomycota; Sordariomycetes; Ophiostomatales; Ophiostomataceae.